Trematomus bernacchii (emerald rockcod) is the source of this 1785-nucleotide messenger RNA. Its product is annotated as protein FAM219B-like. Lineage: Eukaryota; Metazoa; Chordata; Actinopteri; Perciformes; Nototheniidae. Bases 134 to 682 code for a protein of 182 amino acids. The record is from RefSeq and is a predicted model, not a curated record. The transcript has 6 exons.
UCUCCCGGAAGUAGUAUGGAACCUUUUCACUCAUGCAUUAGCUGACAGAAGUGCCUCCCUGCUCCCGAGGAGAAGAGCAACAAAGUCCCACCAUGGCUGUUUUGUGGAAUAAAUUGUGACAACUACCGACAAGAUGAUGAACGACAUCAUAGAGGAACCGGAGAAGGACACCCUGCUGGAGCCGCAAGUCUUCCCGGGACCCAGUAAUGGCACCAGACCUAAAACAGCUGACGGAGGCAUCCGGCCAGUGGAGAAAAGAGGACCUUACAUCAUGUCGAGAGCUCCAGCAAUACACCUCAAACUACAGAAACACAGGGAGAUGGCGAGGAAAGCCCUGAAGAAGAAAGCUCUUUCUCCAGGACCCCCUGUGGUGCAUCAGCCCCGACAAGGAGCCAAGAGGACGGUGAAGUAUAACAAGGGCUACGCUGCUCUGAGUCAACAUGCUGGGGACAGUUUAGUGGCUCUGGACUCAGACAGUGACGAGGAGAUAGAUUUUGAGCAGUACUCUUCGGGAUACUCUUCAGCCGAGGUGCACCCUGAUCUGAGCCGGCAGCUGCUCCAGGACGGAUAUCGCCUCGAUGAGAUCCCCGAUGAUGAGGACCUGGACCUGAUCCCGCCCAAAAAAAUGGGUUCUUCUGUGUGUUGCUGCUCCUCCGAGAGUCCGUCCUGCUGCAUUCAAUGAGGUGGGACUCGGGACUCUAACGCAUGGAUGUUGUUAGGAAAAUGCUGAAUGUACUCUUCCAAUAUCUCAAGACAAAAUCUCAAGCCUGAGAUUCUCGAGAGCAAAACGUCACAAAUUACCCAAGAUUCAAGGAUUCAAGGCUUUUAUUGUCAUUUGUACAUAGCUACAGUGUAGUUAUGUACAUGAAAAUCUUAGGUCACAGGCUCCUCCAACAGGGCAACACAAUAAAACAGAUCAAAUGGUGCAAGUAAAUACAAAUAAAAUAGAAUAGAAAUAGUGCCUGUAUUUGCGCUUAUAGAUUUUGCAGAGUUGAGUUUUCCCUUAAGCCCCGCCCCCAAGAGAGAAAAUAAAUCUGGAUUCAGCUUUUAGUGCACUUUUACAGCUCUUAGGACAUAAUGAUUCUAAUAAGGGCUGUAAAAUAGUUCUCCCCUACUUUACAGACGUCUCUUUCCCCAUGUUGGUCAAUGGGAAAAAGUAUUUCUGGGCCCAGUGACGUCACGGACUGAUACGGAAGUUGUAGUACCGCCGUUUGGCCACUACAAAUAUUUUAUUUUUUUCGAAUAACCUGCUGCCUCAGGACUUCAGCUCUGAAGCCGGACUCCUCCAACGUUAAGACGAAAGAACAAGCCUUACUCACUGUGAUCAUCCCUUUUUUUAACCUUUUCUUUUUAUAGAACUUUAUUGAAAUGCUUACUAUGCCACUGCACUAAAGUGUGGCAUGUUAUUCCAUUAUGUGGGAUAUGUUCUAGUUUACUCAGAGGGCGAGAUGUCUUUUUUCCGCCCCAUGAACAGGUCUGUAAAGGAGAAGCUCACCUCCAAAAAUGGUUAUUUGUAUAUCAAGAACUCACCAUGUGUUACCUUGAAUUCUUAAAGGGACCCUAUUCUGCUGUUUGGGGGUUUUCCCUUUCUUGUAAUAAUAAUAAUAAAUUACAUUUUUAUUAGAGCGAUUUUCAAGGCACUCAAAGCGCUUUACAAUUACACAUUACACAUAUUAGACACUUAACAGUUAUUACUGUGGCCAAUGCCCACAGGAUCAAAUUAUUAUUAAUAUUAUUAUCAUUGUAGUGUAUUCUAUAUAGGUUUUGGUGCAUGGUCUGCAGAGG